AUGAAGUCCACCAUCGCAUUCGCUUCUGCCUUCCUGGCAAGCCUUGUCGCUGCUGCUCCUGCCCCAACUCCAACUCCAACUCCAACUCCGGCUCCGGCUCCGGCUCCAGCUCAGGCCGCAGGACAAACAGUAUCCGUGUCCUGGGAUGCCGCGUACGAUGUUGGUACCUCCUCUCUGGCCACCGUCACUUGUUCCGAUGGACCUUAUGGUCUCCUCCCUCGAGGCUUCACCGAUUUCGCAUCACUGCCAAUCUUCCCUAAUAUUGGCGGUGCGCCAACCAUUGCGGACGGAAACAGCCCCAACUGCGGCAAAUGCUAUGAGCUGCACUAUUCGUUCGGCAACACCGACAAGACUAUCAAUGUCAUUGGUAUCGAUUCCGCUCCAAGUGGCUUCAACAUUGGACUGCAAGCCAUGAAUGCCUUGACCAAUGGCCAGGCAGAACGCCUCGGUCGGAUUGAUGCCACUUAUGUGCAAGUCGAUGACAGCGUGUGCGGAAUGUAA
This is a messenger RNA of Penicillium paradoxum, 501 nucleotides long. RefSeq names its product allergenic cerato-platanin Asp F13 (gene aspf13). The transcript has a single exon. Lineage: Eukaryota; Fungi; Ascomycota; Eurotiomycetes; Eurotiales; Aspergillaceae. The record is from RefSeq and is a predicted model, not a curated record. Bases 1 to 501 code for a protein of 166 amino acids.